AUGGAGGAUUUAGUUGCGGUGCGCAUCAAGGACGGCAUCUUUGCCGGCAACGCCGGCGCUGCGGCAGACAAGACGCUUUUGAUCAUGAACAAGAUCACUCACAUUAUUAAUUGUGCCGGUGCCGAGGUGGCCGACUUUUUCCUCGGUGAGCCAGGCUUUAGCUACCUCUCCUUCCCCUGGAAGGAUGCUGCCGGUUCGGUGUGCACCACCAUUCUUUUCGAUACAGCCGACGACAAUAUUCACCGCGCGGUUCAGUUCAUCGAUGAGGCCCUUGCAGCAGGCGAGUGCGUUCUGGUGCACAGCGUGUACGGCAACUCGCGCAGCCCUGCCCUUAUCGCAGCAUACAUGAUUAUGAAGUAUGGGUGGAAGCUAGAGAGCGCACUCCUGUACUUGAAAAUGGCGCACCCCGAUUCCGACAUCAAGCCCCACUUCCAGCGGCAGCUGCGCCAGUUUGCGAAGCGCCACGACGUGGACCAUGAUAUCUUUGCUCAGGACGUAGACGACAGCCAAUUUGGCCUUGACAACGACCAGUGGAUGCUCCGCAACACCCUCCUCAACGGAUUGCUGUAUAAGGAUCAGAUGGCGAAUAACCUUUAUCGGCAGUGCGCCGAGAAGGUUGACGUGGGGAAUCCCGUGAACGGCAAGCCCACAAAAGGGCGUAUUACUUUCGUGGACACCAAGAAGGGCACGGAUGCGGACUCUCGGACGACGUGCCCUGUUGUCAACCGCGCAGCAUCGUUCCCCGCGGAUCCGGCUUCGGCGGAGCCCGGUAGCUUCCUGGGCUUUCGGGGGCACUUGUGUUUGCGCACUGGUCGUCGCUUACCCAGUAUUCUGAGCCGGAGCACGUCUCCCUGCUCUCGUCGGUUGGAGUCUGAUCCGCGCAUGUGCCCCAAGGGGCGCCAGUCUCUCCCGGUAGUUCAUAGCGGGACGACAGAAACGAGUACAGGGGUGUUGACCAAAGGUGUGGAGCGGGUCUCAGCACUGCGAGGAUCGGGGCCAGCCUCCAGCACGCACAGCUCCUUCUCUCUUCUUGAGGACAAGCCCGCUAAAGGUAGGGACAGAGAAGGGGGCCCCGCACCGCCGCAGCUCCAGCGAUCGUCUGCUGAGUCGGCCCGCUCCAUCGACUACGCGCGACUGGCGGCGCCGACGCAGCUACGUUCGCCGUUUGCCACGCUCGGGUCUAGCCACAGGUACCGCAACGGGUCCCCGCUGCCGACGCCGAAGGAUAAGAAAGGCACCGCGAAGGAAAGCCACACACGGAUACAGUCAUUGCCUGCCAGUCGUCCUGGCAACACCACCUCGGUGACCUCCAUCUCCAUCCCGACGUCUGCGUGGGCCAGCAGCUCUUUCGGGCUCAGCAAUCCUACGUCUGUACGAGGCACCCCCCGCACAAGUAGCCCCUUGGCCAGCAAUAGACCAACUCGUGAUGUGGUGGGGCGACCGUCGGCCGCAAGCUAUCGCGGGAUCGCGCCGUACCGCUCCAUCGUUGCCCCUCGCACCGCCACAGAGCCUAGCUACUGUACCCCACGGUCUUCGAAUCCGUCACCAUCGCGACGGGGCGUCGACCAUGGGACAGGCUCGCGAAGUGGCAGCCGGCGCCGCACCAUGUCGCCUGUCUAUCUGACAGCGAAGCGGUCGCCAAGCGGCGGGAGGACUCAAUCAGGCACAGAGGACAAGCCGCGUUCCCGCGCUCGCUCUCCUAAGGCACAGAAGCACCAGGAUCCCAACUCUGGCUCGCUGAACAACUCCUUUGCGAGCAUCGACAGCAACGGCACGAGUGGUGGUGCGAACGGGGCGAACUCCAAAAACACGGUGACGGUGCGGCGCCAGCCUCCGUCGGUGAUUUCAUCGAGGAGGCAGGCUUAA
This is a messenger RNA of Leishmania mexicana MHOM/GT/2001/U1103, 1866 nucleotides long. Its product is annotated as putative dual specificity protein phosphatase. Gene Ontology annotation, molecular function: protein tyrosine/serine/threonine phosphatase activity. The record is from RefSeq and is a predicted model, not a curated record. The transcript has a single exon. Gene Ontology annotation, biological process: protein dephosphorylation. The coding region runs from base 1 to 1866 and encodes 621 amino acids. NCBI's taxonomy places the organism in Eukaryota, Euglenozoa, Kinetoplastea, Trypanosomatida, Trypanosomatidae.